Molecule: messenger RNA, 231 nt
Organism: Mesocestoides corti
Lineage: Eukaryota; Metazoa; Platyhelminthes; Cestoda; Cyclophyllidea; Mesocestoididae
Source: the annotation of a GenBank genome assembly
AUGGCCUCCUUAGUUGGAACGAAAGUCGAGCAGAACAACUAUCCCUCAAGCGAUGCCAGAUGCACUUCACCCACCAACCCAAACUGCAACUCUAGUGCAAGCAACAUGGAGGUCAUUGAAAUAGGCUUCGAAGGGGAACAACCUAAUCAACUUGAAGACAGUGUCUCAAAUUUGCCAGUGAUGGACGAGGAAGGCGAAGAGGAAGAGGAGUUUCCAAAUGAACCAGGGUAG